This is a messenger RNA of Orussus abietinus, 1351 nucleotides long. RefSeq lists its product as uncharacterized. The transcript has 3 exons. NCBI's taxonomy places the organism in Eukaryota, Metazoa, Arthropoda, Insecta, Hymenoptera, Orussidae. The record is from RefSeq and is a predicted model, not a curated record. The coding region runs from base 364 to 966 and encodes 200 amino acids.
UGUUCAAUAUUUCUCUUGCGUCCCUCUGCAAGCGAUUCUGCGCAGCGUCGAGGGUGGUUUUUGUCGGCUUUAUUAAAGAAUGCGCGAAGGGCGCCAGCUGGCGCUGGCAACGAAUCUAACGGACUGCAACGAUUCGCAACGGACUCCGUUGCGUCCGGUUGCGUAUGUUUCCGUGUAAUUGUAACGUUUCGGCCUAGAUUGACCUGUAUGCCUCGAAAAGACGUUCUGGGAACGAUAAAGGAUAGGAGGUAGAAUUCGCCAGAAUUGUUUUAAUUCAAUCGACUCGUCCACGUUAUGAAAAACCACGGAGCAACGUGAAGUAACGGACACAUAGUAAACGGUGAUACAGACAGAGAGUAAACCAUGCGACCGGACUCGAGAAGCGUUUCAUUUACAUUCCAUCGUGAAAUCCUACCGCCUGGAAGCUCGCCCGAGGUGGUUCGAUGCUCCAGAAAUUUACGACAGAGAUUGCAAGAUCGAUUCGAUAAAGAGAAAAUUGUGGAUAAGGAAAAGAGCAAUGGAAAAGAAAAGGUAUCAGAAGAGCGGGACUCUACAGAAAGGGGAUGGAACAAUUUGAGCCUCGGUAAUGUCUCGGCAGAUUCCAGACGAGCAUUCAGGAGUGGGGCGGAAAAAUUGUCUAAGACAAUUUCUUCCGUUCGUACUACAUUUGGGACGAUAUCUCAGAAAUUUAGAAGUUCCACUCGCCGACGUCACAGGCUCGAUGAGCAGCAAUCUCCGAAAAAUAGCUCUUGCACGACGCAAACUCCUCAGACACGUUCUCGGCGAUUAUUAGGCCGUACGCCAACAAAACUGUACAGUCCGUUUGGUAUAGAAUCUCCUAAGCGUGCUUGGGACAAAGAAAAUGACUCUCCGCCAUCGAGCGCUACCCCUAAAGGUAGACAGGAACGUGACCGAUUCAGGCCAUUUUGUCUUGUGAGAGCCAAAGGCUUUUCCGCCCUGAGAUAGAUGAAGUCAUCUCAGUUUUUUUUUUCUGAUACCUAAGCGUAUUAUGGCAAGGGUUAUGCAUUUUGCUUGCAACCGUACACUUGCUAAAAUUAAGCACCUAAAGACAAUACGUGUAUUUAUAUUCGAUACUUCAUAACCCACUCUGUCCUGCACAUGGCAACUUUUUACUAACAUUAUCGCAGCUUUUUGCAGCUAAGUUUACGCGUGUAGCAUAGAUUCUUUUUUAUUUUUGUAUGCACUGAAAUGUACGCUGUAAUACAUUUCAUAUUUGUAUUAUGUAUUGACAUAUCCAUAAGUGCUUAUAUCUCUUAAGGAAGAUACACACCAGAAAAAGCGUUUGCAUUGUCAAGUCUGAUUAAGUCUUAAUAGAACUUAAACGAAUGUA